Messenger RNA from Nanorana parkeri, 2416 nucleotides. RefSeq names its product GTP binding protein 2 (gene GTPBP2). Gene Ontology annotation, biological process: translational elongation. NCBI's taxonomy places the organism in Eukaryota, Metazoa, Chordata, Amphibia, Anura, Dicroglossidae. Bases 132 to 1667 code for a protein of 511 amino acids. Gene Ontology annotation, molecular function: GTP binding; translation elongation factor activity; GTPase activity. The record is from RefSeq and is a predicted model, not a curated record. The transcript is spliced from 13 exons.
GCGGAGCCGGGGGCAACAAGAGCCACAACAACCCACCCUACCUUCCCCCUGAGGCAGAGGAAGGGAACAUCGAGUACAAGCUGAAGCUGGUCAACCCGUCUCAGUAUCGUUUUGAGCACCUGGUGACCCAGAUGAAAUGGCGGCUGCAGGAGGGGCGCGGGGAGGCGGUGUACCAGAUCGGCGUCGAGGACAACGGGCUGCUGGUGGGACUGUCGGAGGAGGAAAUGAAGGACUCGCUUCACACCUUGCACCGCAUGGCCGAGAAGGUUGGUGCGGAUAUCACAGUUUUACGUGAGCGUGAGGUGGAUUAUGACAGCGAUUCCCCCAGGAAGAUCACAGAGGUUCUGAUCCGAAAGGUCCCGGACAACCAGCAGUUUCUGGACCUGCGAGUCGCCGUCCUGGGAAAUGUGGAUUCGGGGAAGUCCACUCUGCUGGGGGUCCUCACCCAGGGGGAGCUGGACAAUGGGCGGGGCCGGGCUAGGCUCAAUCUCUUCCGCCAUCUUCAUGAGAUCCAGUCUGGUCGCACUUCCAGUAUCAGCUUUGAGAUUCUUGGAUUCAAUAAAAUUCAGGGAGAGGUGGUGAAUUACAGUGAGUCCCGCACUGCAGAGCAGAUCUGUGAAAGUGCCUCCAAGAUGAUCACAUUCAUCGAUCUGGCCGGACACCACAAGUACUUGAAGACGACUAUCUUCGGCCUGACAAGCUACUGCCCGGACUUUGCCAUGCUGGUGGUGAGCGCCAACACUGGCAUUGCGGGGACUACGCGGGAGCACCUGGGUCUGGCCAUGGCUCUCAAGGUUCCAUUCUUUUUGGUGGUCAGUAAAGUGGACCUCUGUGCUCUGCCCACUGUGGACAGGACACUCCGGCAGCUGGAGCGCACACUAAAACAGCCCGGCUGUAACAAGGUGCCUUUCAUGGUGCGGACAGAGGAUGACGCCGUUACCGCCGCUCAGCAGUUUGCACAAUCACCCAACAUCACCCCGAUCUUCGCCAUCUCCAGUGUGACCGGGGAGUCUCUGGACCUCCUGAAGGUCUUCCUGAACAUUCUGCCCCCUCUCACCAACAGCCGAGAGCAAGAGGAGCUGAUGCAGCAGCUGCCGGAGUUCCAGGUUGAUGAGAUCUAUACAGUGCCUGAAGUGGGGACGGUUGUCGGAGGAACACUUUACAGUGGGGUGUGCAAGGAGGGUGAACGCCUUGUGGUGGGGCCCACAGACUCUUGCAGCUUCCUUCCGCUGAAAGUGUGCAGUAUCCAGAGGAACCGCUCCGCAUGCCGCGUGUUACGUGCUGGACAAGCUGCGACUCUGGCGCUGGGGGCAUUUGACCGCUCUCUGCUCCGAAAGGGCAUGGUGCUGGUGAGUCCAGAAAUGAUGCCCACAGUGUGUUGGGUCUUCGAGGCAGAAAUCGUCCUUCUCUUCCAUGCUACCUCCUGCAGGCGCGGAGUGCAGGUCACUGUGCACGUGGGAAAUGUCCGGCAAACAGCCAUCCUGGAGAACAUCCAUGGAAAGGAUGAGCUGCGGACAGGAGAGAAGGCCGUCGUACGCUUCCGCUUCAUCAAGCACCCUGAAUAUUUAAAGCCGGGUACCAAGCUCCUGUUCAGGGAAGGAGUGACGAAGGGUAUUGGACAUGUAUGCAGCAUGCAAGUCCUAGCCACGGAGAUCUGCCACCUUUGACCCGAGACUCUGCCCACGUGGCAACUUCACACCACAGUGCCAAGGAAGACGUUCCUGUGGAGUUGUGUUCAUCUUCGGGAAUCACCGGUCUGGUCCUUACACCGAGAACCCCAUUGUACCCUGGGAAUUACUGGUCCAGUCCUCACACCGAGGGCCUAUUAAACCCCACUUUUAGCCUUUCCGCUCUACCCGCUUUUAAUCUAUGACAUCUUUUAUAUACAUAAGUGGUUUUUAGAAUCCCCCUUUUUUACUGUUCUUAAUUUUUUUUUUUUAAGACACAGAAGGCCAGACGUGGAUGUUUUCUUGUUACUCUGACCCGUCAUGGUGUUGAGUGAUCCAGCAUAGUGAGCUUCCAGACCGGUGACCCCUGUUAUUGUUUGUCUUAGGACAGGUCCUCACAGUGGCUGCAGUCCGGGCGUCUCCAUAUAACGGAGCAAGUCCAGAAGAUGGAGGUAUAAAGCUGCAAAUCGCUCCACAAAUGUAGAUGACAUCGGCUCAUUCAUUUCUAUAUUAUUCAAAGUAAAUCGCUCCCUUUUCCUUCUUUCCAAAGACCCUUUUGUGUCCAUCAAACGAGGUAACAACUGCCGUCUUGUGCAGAGAGUACGAGGAGCAGUGAGUGGGACAUAAUUGGGCAUUUUCUCCGGGUUUACAAGGUUUGAAGCUGCUGGUUAGCCAGGUGGCUCAGCUCCGUGGCACAAACUGGAGCUCUGCAGCUGUUUGUAGCAGUCGGUGGUCAGAGAUGUGAUUCG